Gigantopelta aegis is the source of this 811-nucleotide messenger RNA. RefSeq names its product COMM domain-containing protein 2-like. Bases 88 to 687 code for a protein of 199 amino acids. The transcript is spliced from 5 exons. The record is from RefSeq and is a predicted model, not a curated record. Lineage: Eukaryota; Metazoa; Mollusca; Gastropoda; Neomphalida; Peltospiridae.
UUCGCGUUUUAGGAUGCACCUUGGUUUCCUAACCCGGAAAUAAAUGAUUUUUGGGGGGGCGGGUGACAUUUCUUUCAAGGAAGAAAAAUGUUGCUGGUUUUAGAAGAUCAGCACAAAAAACAUCUCUCGUUUCUGAACGAUGUCAGCAUCGAUGUUGUACGGGAACUCUGCAAGAUAACUAUGGAACUUAUCCGGAAAGGUUCCAAUGUCAAAGUGUAUCAGAAAGCAUCUCAAAAAUUGGAAGUCAGCCCAGAAACAGUUCAACAUGGAAUUGAAGGCUUGAUGUACCUUUUAACAGAGAGUUCAAAACUAAUGCUGAACGAAGUUGAUUUCCAGGACUCCAUUCUGACGCUGGGCUUUGAGGAAAGUGUGAGAGCGGCACUGCUGGAAAUGUACCUUGAGAACCGGACAGAAAUCCGAACCAUUCUCAAUGAAAUGUCUAUGGACUUGCCACACUAUCACAAUCUGGAGUGGCGUUUUGAUAUCCAGCUGGCCAGCCGAUCGUUACGUCGACAGAUCAGUCCUCAGAUUCUGUUCAAGUUGCACACAAAAGACGGCGGAAAUCUGGAAACACAAGUCUUACAAACAGACCCAGUUAAUCUGGUGCACAUGACAAAAGUCUUGGACGAUGCGUUACAAGAAAUGAAAUCUGCAUACUGCAGACGGAUUGUUCGAAAUAUUAAAUAAAACUAUUUACUCUUGUUUCAUAAUUACAUCCUUGUGCUCUGCAGCAAGUAUAUCAUACGGCUGUGGUGUGUACCAUGCUGCUUGGAGAAAAUACAUGUAUAAAAGAUCCAGUGCUGUGGCAGGA